Messenger RNA from Dermatophagoides farinae (American house dust mite), 1077 nucleotides. Its product is annotated as motile sperm domain-containing protein 2. Gene Ontology annotation, cellular component: endomembrane system; endoplasmic reticulum-endosome membrane contact site. The record is from RefSeq and is a predicted model, not a curated record. Lineage: Eukaryota; Metazoa; Arthropoda; Arachnida; Sarcoptiformes; Pyroglyphidae.
AAAACCGUCAGUCAUUUGUUCAAAAAAAUUUUAUUUUUAUUUCAUUUCGAACAACAUUGUCCACAUAAUCAAAUUUCGAACUGUUUUUAGUGUGUGUUUUUUUUUGUUUUGUUAAAUCAUUGUCCAACAUUAAUAACAUCGAACAUCGAAAACAUGUCAGAAAUUGAAUCAUUACGUGUACGUUUCAAUAAAGAAGUGGAUGAAAAUCCAUCACUAUAUCAUCCAAUUGAUGUAGAACGUGUACAGAAAGAAGAAUGGCAAGUUAAACGUUAUCUACAAGAAUUUAAUAAUAACGAAGAACAAGCAUUUGAAUUGAUGAAAAAAGCAUUACAAUGGAAAAAAGAAUUCGGCAUACAUGAUCGUACUGAUCAAUAUUUUCCAUUAGAAUUUUAUGAUUCAACUGAAUUUCUUGGCCGUGAUAAACAAGGACGUUAUGUUCAGCUUGAAAUAUUUCGUAAUCAAAUUCAUUUUAAAGAAUUAACACUUCUUUAUCGCCAAUAUGUUGUCCAUAAUCUUGAACGUAUUGAUCGUAUGGCCGGUGAACAAGGUUUCAUACUAUUGAUGGACACUAAUGGUGCUGGUGUUUCCAAUAUCAAUCUAGAUUUGACUAAAUUUAAAUUAAAUGUCAUUGAAUUAUAUCCAGGAAGUUUGCAACAAUUUUUUGUCAUCGAUCUACCAUGGUUAUUGAAUCCAAUUAUGAAAAUAAUUGUAGGUUUUAUGGCUGCCAAAAUACGUGAAAAAUUAGUAUACAUUAAACGGCAACAAUUAUUGGAUUAUAUGGACGAAGAAAAUCUACCCGUAUCAUUGAAUGGUAAAAAAGAUAAGUCACAUAUGCCGGACAAUCUUGAACGAUUGGAAAAAUGUUUCGAACGUUUUGCAUUGAACGAAAAAUUUGUCGAUCAAUAUUAUUCAACAAGAAAAAUUAAACGAUCCAACUAAACUGGUGUGGUGACUAGAAACAAAACAAAACAAAAAAUUUCAAUGACAAAUCAAUAACUAAUUCAUAACAUUUCGACAUUUAUUGAUUGAUUGAUUAGACAAUGUAUAGAUAAAUAAACAAAAAAAAAUUUUGUACUC